This is a messenger RNA of Rhinolophus ferrumequinum (greater horseshoe bat), 850 nucleotides long. Its product is annotated as C-C motif chemokine 3-like. The record is from RefSeq and is a predicted model, not a curated record. The coding region runs from base 268 to 648 and encodes 126 amino acids. Gene Ontology annotation, cellular component: extracellular region. Lineage: Eukaryota; Metazoa; Chordata; Mammalia; Chiroptera; Rhinolophidae. Gene Ontology annotation, biological process: chemokine-mediated signaling pathway; lymphocyte chemotaxis; G protein-coupled receptor signaling pathway. Gene Ontology annotation, molecular function: chemokine activity; CCR chemokine receptor binding. The transcript is spliced from 3 exons.
AAGCACUCUAAUCAAAUUAGCAAUUGAACCAUUCUUGUAUGUUCCCUAAACCUCUCUAGUAACCACAGGCAACCUGGGUUUUACAACUCAAAUGACACCACUAUACUUAUAGUUUCUUGCUUAGGCACCUCAGAUUCCUAUGUCCCCGCUGCCCGGGGCUGCCUAUCGAAGGAGGGAAGAUACAGCAGAUCUCAGAAGGAGGCCAGCAGUAGUGAAGUCCAGAAUCCCACCUCAGUUCUGCCCUCAGUCUUCUGCCUGCCCAGCGUCAUGAAGGUCCUCGGGGCCACCGUCCUUGCCCUCCUCUGCACCGUGGCCCUUUGCUCCUAUAUAAGAGAUAAAAUUUACACCGUACCCACCUGCUGCUUCUCCUACAUGUCCCAGAAGAUCCCCCGCAAAUUUGUGGUUGCCUAUUUUAAGACCAGCAGCCAGUGCUCCAAAGAUGCUAUUAUCUUUCUCACCAGAAAGGGCCGGCAUCUCUGUGCCGAUCCCAGUGAUGCCUGGGUUCAGGAAUACAUCAGCAACACGAAGGAGAAUUCCCAAGUGGACCAGCGGCUCAGUGCUCCAGUGGGCAUCAAGACCCCAAAUAAGGGGAUGCCCACCAUAACCCCAGAAGUCCCCUCUCCCAUGAGUCCGUCCCCAUUCCGCUAAGCACAUUCUGAAUUCUUCCGUUAAUCGUAAAGUAUUUUAAGUAUUGUAAAUCGUUGUGUUCAUUUGUUGCUUCCUCUGAGAAAUCAUGUAACCCCCUCUUAUCCCCAAACCCUUUCUCAGUCACACAGUGGUUGAUUCAUAUUCAGAAUAACGGGGAAUGAUUGCGCUCCUGCCUCUGGGUAGACAUUGGACCAAACCUAUC